This is a messenger RNA of Zygotorulaspora mrakii, 1275 nucleotides long. RefSeq lists its product as uncharacterized. Bases 1 to 1275 code for a protein of 424 amino acids. Gene Ontology annotation, biological process: fungal-type cell wall organization. NCBI's taxonomy places the organism in Eukaryota, Fungi, Ascomycota, Saccharomycetes, Saccharomycetales, Saccharomycetaceae. The record is from RefSeq and is a predicted model, not a curated record. Gene Ontology annotation, cellular component: fungal-type cell wall; plasma membrane. The transcript has 2 exons.
AUGCAAUUGAAGAACUCAGUUAUUGCAGCAGCUUUGGUCACGGGUACCGCUCUAGCAGCUAACUCGACCGUCAGUGUUCCAAGUUCGUGUACUAUUACUAGUUCCGCAACAGCCACUGCGCAGGGAGACUUAGACGACUACUCUUCGUGUUCCACGUUGGUAGGAAACUUGACGAUUUCCGGUUCAAGUCUAAGCAAUGCUGCGUUGGCUAAUGUCGAGGCCAUCCAUGGUUCAUUGACCAUCACUAAUGCGACCUCGUUGGACUCGUUCCACGCAGACUCUUUGACGUCGGUCACCAAUUUGCGUCUGAACCAAUUGACAGUGUUGAGUUCUGCAUCCUUUGGCUCUUUGCAGAGAGUCGAGCUAAUCGAGUUCAUCGCUUUGCCAGCUCUUCAGACUUUCACCACCAAUCUAAGAAGUGCCAACAUGAUUUACAUUUCUGACACUUCUCUGGAAUCUGUCAACGCGUUUUCGUCUUUGGAGGAAGUAGCAAUUUUCAACUUCAACAACAACAGAUAUUUGACGAACUUGCAAUCAACUUUGAGAACCGUUUCAAACGCUUUGGAAUUUUCUUCAAACGGUGAAGGUGCUAACGUCACCUUUGACAGUUUGAUCUGGGCUAACAACGUCACUUUGAGAGAUGUCAACUCUGCAUCUUUUGCAGCGCUGCGUAAUGUUAACGCUUCGUUCGGUUUGAUCAAUAACUCUAUUACAAGUUUGAACAUGUCUCAUUUGGCCGCAGUUGGUGGUUCGUUUGCUGUCGUUUCCAACGAUCAAUUGACAGAUCUUCACUGUUCUAACCUAAGCCAAGUUGGUGGUGGUUUCGUUGUUGCUAACAACACUGAAUUGAAUCAAAUUAAUGGUUUCCAUAACUUGAGUUCCGUUGGCGGUGCUUUGGAAGUUCAAGGUAACUUCACACAAUUAGAUCUUGCUAAUUUGAGAUCCGUUAGAGGUGGUGCCAAUGUUGACACAAGAUCCGGUAACUUCUCCUGUAACCCAUUGAGAAGUUUACAGCGUAACGGUGGUAUUCAAGGUGAUUCUUUUGUUUGUAGAAAUGGUGCUACCUCCACUUCUAUCCAAUUAUCAUCUACUUCAUCAUCUGACUCCUCUUCAACAGAUUCUGCUGAUGCCUCCUCUACCGAUGAUGGAUCCUCCUCAUCUGCUACUGCUACAGUUUCUUCUUCAUCCUCAAGCAAGCACAACGGAGCCGCUCAAUUUGCUCCAGCCGGCUCUUUCUUUGCUGUCGUUGCUGCCGCAGCCGCUGCUUUGUUAUAA